This is a messenger RNA of Maniola jurtina (meadow brown), 762 nucleotides long. Its product is annotated as low molecular weight phosphotyrosine protein phosphatase-like. Lineage: Eukaryota; Metazoa; Arthropoda; Insecta; Lepidoptera; Nymphalidae. The transcript is spliced from 4 exons. Gene Ontology annotation, cellular component: cytoplasm. The coding region runs from base 110 to 592 and encodes 160 amino acids. Gene Ontology annotation, molecular function: non-membrane spanning protein tyrosine phosphatase activity; acid phosphatase activity. Gene Ontology annotation, biological process: protein dephosphorylation. The record is from RefSeq and is a predicted model, not a curated record.
ACAAUUCACAACUGUCAGUGUCAAACACUAGUUGACACUUGACAGAACAACAAAUAACAAGACUUUGUAGAGUUUACGUGCUUUUAUUUAAUUUCUUCAAUAAAUAAUUAUGUCCGAGAAACAGAAAGCCCUAUUCAUAUGUCUCGGUAAUAUCUGUCGCUCGCCGAUAGCUGAAGGUGUUUUUCAGAAGACCGUGAACGAUAUGGGCUUAGGAGAGCAAUGGGAGAUAGACAGUGCGGCUAUAGGGAGCUGGCAUGUCGGUAAUCCGCCGGACUGGAGAGCACUCGAUACUAUGAAAAAUCAUGGAGUUCCUUACGGUAACUGUGCGAGACAGAUCACAAAAGAAGAUUUUAACAAAUAUGACUUUAUAUUUGGAAUGGAUGAAGAAAACAUGAGAGACCUCAAGAAAAGGGCACCCAAGGACAGCAAAGCCAAGCUGUUACUUUUUGGAGAUUUUGACCCCCAGGGGGACAGGAUUAUUAGGGAUCCUUAUUAUGACAGUGACUCAAAGGGCUUUGAGAAGUGCCACCAGCAAUCUGUUAGGUGCUCUAAAGGAUUCCUCGAGCAGUUGGAGAAAGGACUGGUCAAAUAGUUAUUUUGCAAUAUAACUCAUAUUUUGCAUUCCAAAUUCAGUCAUAAAAACUGAAAACAUGUUGCAAAAUUGUAUUUGGUAAUUAAUUAAUUGCAAUUUGUAAUUACAGUUUACCUUAUAUUUAAAAAUUGUUUUAUAGAUAUUAAAUUGUUAUAAAAUAUAGUUUUUAA